GCAGAGUGAGUCUGAGAUGACUGCAGUCCUUCACAAACAGCUGCAGUGUUUGAAAUGAAAGUGAACCUCUGACCAUUUGACUGGAGCGAAUAACAACAGCAAAGGAAAAUGGCAUCUAAUUUUACAGAAGAGGAUUUCUCUUGUCCUGUGUGCUGUGAAAUCUUCAAGGAUCCUGUUCUUCUACAUUGUAGUCACAGUGUCUGUAAAGUGUGUUUGCUGCAGUACUGGGUGACCAAAGGAUCCAGAGAAUGUCCCGUUUGUAGGAAAAGGUCAUCCAUGAGUCAUCUUCCCUUAAACUUGGCCUUAAAGAACCUGUGUGAGACUUUCUUACAGGAGAGAAGUCAGAGAGCUUCAUCAGCGUCUGAAACAGUCUGCAGUUUGCACAGUGAGAAACUCAGACUCUUCUGUCUGGAUGAUCAACAGCCGGUGUGUUUGGUGUGUCAGACUUCAAGAAAACACACCAACCACAAAUUCUGCCCCAUUGACGAGAUAGUAACAGACUGUAAGGAGGAGCUCAAAACUGCACUGAAGCCCCUACAGGAGAAACUGAAGAUCUUUAAAGACUGUAAACUGAACUGGAGUCAGACUGCAGAACAUAUAAAGAUUCAGGCCCAACACACAGAGCGGCAGAUUAAGGAAGCAUUUGAGAAGCUUCACCAGUUUCUACGAGAUGAAGAGGCAGCCAGGAUCACUGCACUGAGAGGGGAAGUGGAGCAGAAGAGUCAGAUGAUGAAGCAGAAGAUUGAGAAGCUGAGCAGAGACAUAUCAUCUCUUUCAGACACAAUCAGAGCCAUAGAAGAGGAGAUGAGAGCUGAAGACGUUUCGUUCUUACAAAACUACAAGGCCACAGUGAAAAGAGCUCAGUGCACACUGCAGCAUCCAGAGGAGCUUUCAGGAGCACUGAUCCAUGUGGCAAAACAUCUGUCCAACCUGAGGUUCAGAGUCUGGGGGAAGAUGCAGAAUGCUGUCCAAUACACACCUGUAACUCUGAACCCCAACACUGCUCAUCCUAAACUCAUUGUAUCUGAUGAUCUGACCAGUGUGAGACGCAGUGAUGAAGGACAGAAACUUCCUGAUAAUCCAGAGAGAUUUGAUGGAUUACAGUGUAUCCUGGGCUCUGGGGGCUUUAACUCAGGGACGCACUGCUGGGAUGUUGAAGUUGGAAACUGUACACUGUGGUUUGUUGGUGUAAUGACAGAAUCUGCUCAGAGAAAGGGAGACAUAAUCUCCAGAAAUGGAAUCUGGUAUGUGGUGUAUAAGAUCGGUCAAUAUGUAGCACAUUCUACACCACAACCUUCCACACCCCUCUCCGUAGCACAGAAACUCCAGAGGAUCAGAGUGCGGCUGGACUGGGACAGGGGAAUGCUGUCAUUCUUUGACCCUCUCACUAACACACACAUACACACUUUCACACACAGAUUUACUGAGAAAUUGCUGCCACUUCUAGCUGUUGCUUGUAAAGACAGUCCUCUGAAAAUCCUCCCACUUCAGUGCUCUGUAAGAGUGAAGUGUUAGAGCUGGUUCAGAAAAACAAUUAUAUUCAAAAAUUUGUAUGUAUUCUUUUUGUAAGUGAAAUUGCCUUUUGUUUGAACAAUUGUCUUUAGAUUCUUACAGUCCAGUUUGUUCUACUGUCAUGUCAAAAAAUAUAUUUUGGUCUUGCACAGACCUGCAAUGGAGCUUACCCUUCAUCUAACAAAAUUUCAGUGAAAUUAUUAUUUUGCAGGGGGUGAAAUGCACUACAUAAGAAAACUUUUAAUUAAAAAGUCUUUAACUAAAA
Pangasianodon hypophthalmus (striped catfish) is the source of this 1777-nucleotide messenger RNA. RefSeq names its product E3 ubiquitin-protein ligase TRIM35-like. Lineage: Eukaryota; Metazoa; Chordata; Actinopteri; Siluriformes; Pangasiidae. Gene Ontology annotation, molecular function: zinc ion binding; protein binding. The coding region runs from base 109 to 1515 and encodes 468 amino acids. The transcript is spliced from 7 exons. The record is from RefSeq and is a predicted model, not a curated record.